Messenger RNA from Penaeus monodon (black tiger shrimp), 1368 nucleotides. RefSeq lists its product as uncharacterized. The record is from RefSeq and is a predicted model, not a curated record. Bases 1 to 1368 code for a protein of 455 amino acids. The transcript has 8 exons. NCBI's taxonomy places the organism in Eukaryota, Metazoa, Arthropoda, Malacostraca, Decapoda, Penaeidae.
AUGCCCUACGCCUGUCAGCAGGACCUGCAGGUUUUGUCUGCGGAGCCCUACGAAGAGGCCUACAACAAAGUUAUUGAGGAAAUGAUGGCUUUGCCGAAGAUAAAGAAUGGAAAAGCUACGGGACUCGAUGACAUACCAGUGGAAGUAUGGAAAGCUUUGGGAGAAGGAGUUGACAUCUUGCAUGGAUUGAUGAAAGAGAUACAGGAAAGGAAAGCAAUACCAGAAAAGUGGAGAGAAAGUACUUUGAUACCAAUCUUCAAAGAGAAAGGAGAUAUUCAAAGUUGCAAGAACUAUCGGGGUAUUAAGCUGAUGAAUCACACUUUGAAACUACUGGAAAAGAUUUUGGACUCGCGACUUAGACAAGUAGUGCGCAUUGGCCGACAGCAAAUUGGUUUUAUGAAAGGGAUCAGAACAGUUGACGGUAUCUUAUCUCCCAGGCAAACCAUGGAGAAAUACCAGGAGAAGCAAAGAGGGCUGCAUAUAGUUUUCAUCGACUUAGAGAAAACCUAUAACUGCAACGCCAAGAAGUCUGGAGAGGGGAUUGACACUUACCCACUGCUAUUAAAUAUAGUGUUUGAUUUCAUCACGGCAAAUAUAAGAGAAGAACCAUCAUGGAGCGUAUCGUAUGCUGAUGAUAUUGUGCCAGUGGCAGAAAGUAGAAGAGUGAUAGAAAGGAAACUAGAAGAAUGGAGGUUUGCUUUAGAAAGCAGAGGAAUGAGAAUAAGCAGGUCCAAGACAGAAUAUUUCACCACAGAUAUAGAUGGUGACAAACUAGCCACAAUAAAACUAGAUAGAGAGAACUUGAAAAGAAAAAGUGUCAGGAGCGUUGAUAGGAGAGUCCCAAUUAGACUCAAAAGUGGGGUACAUAAGGCCGUAGUCAGGCCAACCUUAACUUACGGCCUAGAAGCAGCACCACUGAAGAAGUUAGAAGGAAAGAAGUCGGACGUAGCUGAGAUGAAGAUGUUGAGAUGGAUGAUGCAGCAGCAGUAUCAGUCAAGUGUUCCUCCACUACUGCAGGAGAGUGUUGGUUUUCAAUCGCAGCAACGUAUAUGUACACAGGCAUGUAGCGCGUUGUCGACUACCAGGGAGUCAUACGUGAGCGAGGCGGCGUCAGAUCCUACGGUUGGAGGGAAGGUGUCGCGGUUCAAGGAACGGAACUCGGAUGAUUCCUUGGGUAUUUCGGGCACUUCCAGCCUAGGGCGUGGGGCACAGCUGUUGCCCGGCUACCCCCUCCAGCGCGUUUCUCUUAUCGCGAAGAAAGGUGCGGAGCCAAGGGAAAUCCCCUGCAUGCUGGUGUGUGCAGGACCUGGUGCUUAUAAUGAGCACCUCUUUCUGGAAGAAAUUCCUAGUUGGCAACUGUUGAGCUAA